AUGUCUGACAGCAACUCUUCCACUGGCCAGUCCUACCUUGACCAGGCCACCGGUCUGGCCCAGCGUGCCGCUGGUGCCGUCACUGGCAACUCUUCCACCGAGAACAAGGGUGAAGCAAAGCAAGAAGUCGGCAAAGCCAGGGAAGAAGCCUCCCACACCACCGCCAAGAUAGGCCCCUUCGCCGCAGACCCCAACACUGGUGCCGUGGCCAAGGAAAACGAGAAGCGCAGCGACGGAUCCUGGGACCAAACCCUCGGCUCAGCCAAAGAAUCCGUCGGCAACAUUAUCGGCAACGAGAACCUCCGCAAGGCAGGUGAGCAACAGAAUGCCGCCGGCAAGGAGCAGGAAGCCAAGGGCCAGCUCAAGGACUGGGGUGAAGGCAUCCAGAACCGCGCCCAGGGUGCCCUUGGCACCGUUGGUGCCGCUGUCACUGGUGACCGUGCCGAGGAGGAGAAAUACCGUGACCAGCAUGACGAGGGCAAGGUUCGCCAGCGCGGUGCAGAGGCUGAUAUGGCCAAGAAGGCUUAA
Messenger RNA from Penicillium nucicola, 528 nucleotides. RefSeq lists its product as uncharacterized. Lineage: Eukaryota; Fungi; Ascomycota; Eurotiomycetes; Eurotiales; Aspergillaceae. The transcript is spliced from 2 exons. Bases 1 to 528 code for a protein of 175 amino acids. The record is from RefSeq and is a predicted model, not a curated record.